Molecule: messenger RNA, 1548 nt
Organism: Neolamprologus brichardi
Lineage: Eukaryota; Metazoa; Chordata; Actinopteri; Cichliformes; Cichlidae
Source: RefSeq, a predicted model, not a curated record
AUGGAUGUUACUUUUAUUAUUAUUGAGGACGAGAGCGUGAUGGUGAAGUGUAACCUGGACAAACAGCUGCAUCAUGCUGCUAACAGACAGCAUGCUAACACCAUGUUUGCUCUGUGCUCAGACCUGAAUACAGUCAGCCUUCCUCCCAACAAAGUGACCCCAGAGGGCCUGGUCUUCGUCCUUCAGUGGGUCCUCGCAGCUCUCAUCUGCUACUGGCUGAUCUCUCUUGCCUUCCGAUUGGUUGCCUCCACUCUGAUGUGCGCCCUGUGGUUUCUGAAAGUCGGAGUCGCUUUGACCUGUUUUGUGCUCAUCCUGAGCGACUACGGCGUGGGCACGGAGGUGAUGGCCGUCCGGCUGGCUGUCCUGCUGUGUGUCUGCGUGCUGCUGGACGUCGGGACUCGGGGAAGUUCCAGCGCGGCGAAUCAAACCGCUCGCCUCGAGGAGCAGGUGAAGAUCCUGGAGAGACGGCUGAGGGAGAUGGAGCGGUGGACGAGGACAGAAGACUGACGGAGAUCUGCUGACAUCCAAGUCAAACGACAGUCGCUCGAGGAUCUCUGCGUCUCUGUUCUUCAAAUUCACAGGAAGCACAAACAGAUCGAACUCGUCGACGAGUUGAAUGGAUGCAGCUCCUCUGUGUGCUCCUGUCAGGUCACAGCGACGUCACAAAGAGCUUCACAGGUUUUCGUCGCUGCACUUCAGCUGCAGUGAAUCAGCAGGAGUUGCAGGACAAACUGACACAUCGAUCAGGUGAUGAACUGCUGAUCUCAGGCCUGUUUUCAGUCAUUUCACUAAUAAACAACUUUUCAAAAACACGCGCUCCUUUUUCUUUUCACCGAGUAAAAAAACAGGUUUGAGCAUGGCGUCGCGUCACCGUCUCUCGCUCAGUGGAAGUAGGGCCUUGGUCCUGGUUGGACUGCUGCAUGUCUACUUGAACUUUAACUAUGUUUAAAAAAGGGGAUGUUGAACCUGCAGCUUUAACAAAGAAACAGAUGAAGGUGAUAAACGGUGCUGGACUGAUGCAGAUGUAAGGUCUGCUGCUGAGUCUCCCAGGCUCAAAUCCAAGCUGUGGAGGUGGUGCAGGUAGCGUGGACAGGACGUCUGAUCUGCUGCAGGACUACAGUCUGUCAUUUGUGUUCAUCUUUUAAUCAGUGUAGGCUCUUCUGACUCAUUUGCACAGGAGCAGAUGGGACCUGCACUUCUUGACUGUCUCAGUUUUUCCUCCACGUCACAAAUGCUCCACAGUUCUUGUGAUGGGAAGAAGUAAAUAAUCAGUAAACAGCUCCAGUUGUUUUGUAGCUUCAACACAAACGUGGAAAUGUUGUAAUCAAAGCACCAAACUAUGAUAAAUGCUGCAGGACAGGUGUGGCUCAGUCACACUGCCGUCUUUGACAUGAGAAUAAACUCGUUGGUUACAGACGUGGGACAAACGGCUUAAAUAAGCAGACUCAGAUAUAUUUUGGGUCCAAGCCAGGAGCACCCCCAAAAAUGGGCUAAAAUCAACCCCAAAGAUGUCUUACUUUUUUGACAAUAUUUGCUGUUUGUGUGAAA